ACUGGAGCGAGCGAGCGAGCAAAAUCGCAGAGGGAAGCCAGCGCAGGCUCUUGGAGAGAGCUGUGUGUUUGCCCUUUUGCAAUGACGUCGUGUCCUGAGCCUUCCUCCUCCCCUCAGCCCGGCCCCCCCUUUCCCCCUUACAUCCUUGGAAGCCGCAAUUAAGCAGCACCGCUGGGAUAAAACAUUCGGGCUGCCAGCGAACUGGGGCAUUGCGUCGCGAGAGAUGGCUACGCUGCGGAGCGCUUCCCUCCGGCCCGGAGUCCUCGUUGUGGCCGCCUUCCUGCUCUCCAGCCUCCCGGCUUCGUGGCAAGGAGGGGUCCCGGGUGCUGGAGUUGGAGUGGGAGUUCCCGGGCGAGGCUACUACCCAGGAGCUGGCAUUGGCGGUCUGGGAGGUCUGGGCGCUGGAGUGGGUGGAGCAGGAUUUGGUGCAGGAGCAAAACCUCCCAAACCAGGUGUUGGAGGGGCCGGAGCAGCACUAGGUGGUCUCUAUCCAGGUGGGGCCUACCCAGGAGCCGGAGCUGCUGCUGCUGCUGCCGCUGCCGCUGCCGCAUAUAAAGCGGCCAAGGCUGGUGCUGGUGCUGGUGUGCCUGGAGGCGGUGUGGGAGUGCCCGGUGGAGGUGUGGGCGUACCUGGAGGCGCCGUUUUUCCGGGAGCUGGCGUUGGAACUGGUGCUGGAGCCAAGCCUGGCAAAAUCCCUGGUGUCGGGAUCCCUGGUGUGUUCCCCGGAGGGGUCCUCCCUGGCACGGGGAUCCGUUACCCUGGUGUAGGGGUCUUACCAGGAGUGCCAACAGGCACUGGUGUGAAGCCAAAAGUCCCAGGGGCAGGAGGAGGUGCUUUUGCAGGGAUCCCUGGCUUUGGAGGCGGCUUCGGUGGUCAGCAGCCAGGUCUACCUCUGGGCUAUCCCAUCAAGGCACCCAAGCUGCCAGGUAGCUAUUAUGGGCAGCCUUACGGUGCCGGGAAGCAGCCUUAUGGUGCCGGGCCAGGUGGGGUGAUCGGCGGAGCCGGAGGGAAAGCCGGCUACCCAACGGGGACAGGUGUGGGAGCACAGGUAGCUGCCGCCAAAGCAGCCGCCAAAUACGGUGCUGGGGCUGUGCCUGGGACAGGCGGAGUCCCUGGAGCUGGGGUGCUCGGUGGAGGUUUGGUGCCUGGAGUUGGCGGUGUUCCCGGAGCAAUAGGUGGGGCGGCGGCAGCAGCCGCAGCAGCCAAGGCAGCGGCCAAAGCGGCGGCAUACGGUGGCAAAGCUGUCCCAGGGACUGGUCUUGGUGGUGUCGGUUUUCCAGGGGUAGGUCCAGGUGUUGGAGGAGUGCCUGGAGCCACGCCUGGUGCCGGGGUAGUCCCAGGAGCUGUUGGAGUGGGCGGAGUGAGUCCCGCAGCAGCAGCAAAAGCGGCAAAAUAUGGUCUCGUUCCUGGUGCUGGUGUCGGUGGCGUCCCUGGUAUCGGUGGCAUUCCGGGUGUCGGUGGCUUUCCUGGUGUCGGUGGCAUUCCGGGUGUCGGUGGCUUUCCAGGUGUCGGUGGCGUUCCUGGGGUGCCAGCAGUCCCAGGAGCUGGGACGCCGGCAGCCGCUAAAGCAGCCGCAAAAGCAGCCGCAAAAGCAGCCGCGUACGGGACCGGGGUAGCGCCUGGCUAUGGCACCCUUGGUGGUGUGGCCCCUGGAGGGAUAGGAACCGGCGGUGUGGCCCCUGGCGGAAUAGCUCCAGGAAGUGCUUUGGCCGCAGCAGCAGCAAAGGCAGCCGCAAAGGCAGCCAAAUACGGAGCUGGAGGGGGUGGAGGCUUCAUCCCUGGCUUCGGCGGCGUCGGCGUACCUGGUGGUGGGGUGGUGCCAGGCAUUGGAGGGGUUCCAGGAGCUGGAGUGCCAGGGACGCUGGGAGCAGCAGCAGCAGCAAAAGCAGCAGCCAAGGCAGCUAAAUACGGCGGUGGCGCAGGGGUCUUGCCUGGAGGGGGCGGCGUUGUGCCUGGAGGGGGCGGCGUUGUGCCUGGUGCAGGGAUCCCACAACUUGGAGCCCAGCCGGGGGCCAAACCACCUAAAUAUGGUGUCCCAGGAGCUGGACUAGGUGGACUCGGGGUGCCAGGCUUGGGGGGAUUUGGAGGACUGCUUGGCGGCUUGGGGACCGGAGGCCUGGCACCCGGGUUGACGUAUCCAGGGGCCGGCGGUAAACCUCCCAAGCCAGGGUAUGGCGGCGGCAUUCCACAAGUUGCGGAUGGCCUUGGUUUUGGUUUUGGUUUGUCUCCCAUUUACCCAGGUGGGGUUCCUGGCCAGGUGGGCUAUGGCGGCAAAGCCCCCAAGCCCUACGGAGUCCUGGGAGCAGUAGGCUACAGAGGUGGGAUCGGUCGCAAGAGAAAGUAGCCCCGGCAGACUGUCUUCCAUUCACCUCAUGAACUUUGGUGCUACUGCCUGGUCUCGAAUGUACCCCCCACCCCGAGAAAAGCAGAGAUUCCACCACCACCACCACCUCCCCUGUGCCUUUGCCCCACUUGCCAGCCAGCCAGCCAGCCAGCCAGCCCUCCUCCCUCUCACUGGUGCUAUGACCAUCCUCCGGGGACCACCCCAGCUGCCCACUCCCUGGGGCUCUUUGGUGCUGCGGCCAAGGAGGGCUGCUUUCGGGGAGGGGGAGACUGCCCGAGCACUUUAACCCGCUCCUGAGCCCUGUGCCCAGCCACAGGGAGUCAGUAGCCCCUGGCCAGUUGGCCUUUCCCCAGUCUCUCUCUCCCUCUCUGGACUCCUCUAAGUGUAUGGGGGUGCUGUGGGAGCCCCUCCCCGGAGCACCCCUCCCCUCCCCCAGCACGCUGCCUGUGUUAUGAGGCAGGGAAUGCGCCGGGUCAAGUGGUCAGGGCCCAACAGGAUUUGCCUUAAUCCUCCAGCCGCUCCUCCUGUUGCUGCCUGCCAGGGCCAAGGUGGAUUAGCACGGCCCAGGCUGCAUCCAGCAUCCCUAAGGCCCACGCUGGAGCCCGCGCCAGCUGUCCACAUUGGAGCGAAGGGGCUCCUGCCCUGGGGAUCCCCUCCCGUGACCAGCCGGCCAGCUCCACGUCUCUUCAUGUGUAAUCCUUUCGAUGUAACGCGGAUGGGACACUUUUUAUAAAGAGGAACAGUAAACUGCUUUCUGAAAAAUAAAAUAAAACCUGACUAAUAAAAUAACUUUCUA
Messenger RNA from Rhineura floridana, 3140 nucleotides. It is a transcript of the gene ELN, whose product is annotated as elastin. Gene Ontology annotation, molecular function: extracellular matrix structural constituent. The coding region runs from base 224 to 2344 and encodes 706 amino acids. The record is from RefSeq and is a predicted model, not a curated record. The transcript has 35 exons. NCBI's taxonomy places the organism in Eukaryota, Metazoa, Chordata, Lepidosauria, Squamata, Rhineuridae.